Molecule: messenger RNA, 2744 nt
Organism: Lonchura striata (white-rumped munia)
Lineage: Eukaryota; Metazoa; Chordata; Aves; Passeriformes; Estrildidae
Source: RefSeq, a predicted model, not a curated record
AAAUGUCCAUCCUCAGAGCACACAGGGCACGGCUAAACUGGAUAUUAUGUGCUCUGCCAUGUUGGAUGGGCAGUGACAAAAAUUAUCCCUCUUCCCCCAGGUCCUUCCAUCGUCCCACUGCAGCGAGCAGAGCCAACACUGGGCAACCCUCUAAAAUGUUUAUUUGGACCAGUGGCCGGGGAUCUACAUCUUACAGACAUGAUGAGAAAAGAAAUAUUUACCAAAAAAUCAGGGAUCACGACCUACUGGACAAAAGGAAAACAGUCACAGCCCUAAAAGCUGGGGAGGACCGGGCCAUUCUCCUGGGGCUGGCCAUGAUGGUGUGCUCGAUCAUGAUGUACUUCCUGCUGGGAAUCACGCUGCUGCGCUCCUACAUGCAGAGUGUCUGGACAGAAGAGUCUCAGUGCUCACUUCUCAAUGCAUCCAUCACAGAAACCUUUAACUGCUCAUUUAACUGCGGUCCAGAGUGCUGGAAAAUCUCUCAGUACCCCUGCCUGCAGGUGUAUGUUAAUCUCACCUCUUCUGGCCAGAAGCUUCUACUCUACCACACCGAGGAAACAAUGAAAAUUAAUUCUGAGUGUUCAUACAUCCCCAAGUGCGGGAAGAACUACGAGGAAUCCAUGUCGCUGGUGAACGUGGUGAUGGAAAACUUCAGGAAGUACCAACGCUUCUCCUGCUUCUACGACCCCGAGGGCGUGCAGAAGAACGUGAUCCUCACCAAACUGUACAGCUCCAACGUGCUGUUCCACUCCCUGUUCUGGCCCACCUGCAUGAUGAUCGGUGGGGUCGCCAUCGUCGCCAUGGUAAAGCUGACUCAAUACCUUUCCCUGCUCUGCGAGAGAAUCCAAAGGAUCAGCAGAUAGGAAAGGAGACUUCUCUGAAGUUUAAUUACAGUGAAAAUACUGUUUUGCUCAUUCUUCACCAAAGAACCUUAAGUUUGUAAUGUGCAAGUCUGGUAUGAGUUCCUUACUAUAUUCUUCUAAGUAGAGCAAUAAUGCAAAGGCUGUUCUAUAUGCAAACAUGAUGUUAUUAUUAUGCAGACAACUGAAAAAGUUACUGUUUUGUGUUGACUGUCUCUAUGAUCUUGUUUUAUGCUGGGAUUAGUACUUUCUUUUCUACAGCUAAAAUAGGGCUCAGUGUGACCAUUGGCCAAGCUUUAGUCAAUUGGUGUUUUCGGUGUAAAAGAUUCUGGGGAAAUUCACUGCUGGACAAAGGGCAGACGACCACUUGUGCAUCGUUGAGGUCUCACACCUGGCUCAGUCCACUGGAUGGAUUUGUGGCUUUGGCUUUUUAAUACUGACUGCAGGGGUGGGGGGAAGCACUGAUAAGUAUUUUUUUAAUGGUAAGAUGGACAAAAAGGAUGUAUUUUGAGGUCAGGCUGGGAUAGGCAUACAGUAUUUUCAGCCUCGGUAGGACUUGGUGACUUUGUGUUUGCUCCCUCAGUUCAGAAGUCAAUUGUACCCUAUGGUGUUUGUAAGGUCUUUUGGAAAACACUUUGGAGUUUUAUUUUGUGUAGUGCUAUAAUUUUUUUCUGUCUUAUCAACAUAAUUUUUGUCACUUACAGAAGCUGUAGCCAAAAAAGCAAAAACACCUUGUUCCAUUUUGUAUUCUAGUCUGAGCCCUAUUGAUGGAGGUGGGACCAGAACUCCUUAUGUAAAGGUUUAUUAUUCAUUUGUCUUGUAUUUGCUACCAUAUCACUGUAAAGAAAAAAAAUAACACUAUCAGCUAUUUUUUCAUUUUUUACUUCCAACUAUUUUAGAUUUUUUUACUUGAUAUAUAUACAGAUAUAUAUAUAUAUAUAUAUAUAUAAAGAAAAAGCUAUAUUAUAUCUAGUUGUGUAUUGAAACUUGUUUGGGGGGUUUUUUUCCUUUGUUUUUACCCGCUGGAAAAUGAAGAGUACAAUUCAUGUAUUUGUAACCUUCAUCCUUGGAUAAUAUCAUAACGGAGAAGCAGCACUGCAGGAUCUUAUCCAAUAUUCAUGAUGUUGUUUCAGUCAAAGGUCUCUGUUGCUGUGACAUGAGAAAUGACAAAAAUCUCAUCCAAUUCCAUGGCUCUAUUAACUGAAUUGUUAGAUAAUCAUCAUAACACAUUUGGAAAUCUCUCCUGACCUUAACUCACUAUGCAGUGCUGGCUGGCUGCAAUGAUUUAUUGGAAAAACUGAGAAUCUGGCUAAAUUGUUGUCCUGCCUGUCAAAUAUUUACCACAGUAUACUUGCCAGUUUAAUUUCAUACAUACUGUAGUCACAAUUUCUGCAUAAUUUAUUUUUAUUCCCCUAUAUAAAACAUUCCUUUCUAUGUUUUAAAGACACCUCUCUCAGUUCCUCACGCACCCAGCCUGAAGGACAAACACAAGGCACAUCCUGAGAGAAAUCCUGUGAACUCAUUAUACAAUAGCUCAAAGAAACCAUAUACAGGUCUACUCAAACCAAGAAAAUAACAUUUUUCCCUUCAAAAAGACUGCAAAUCAAGUAUUCUGCCUAGUUCACCUAUAUAUAUAUAUAUAUAUAAGUACCUUUCCUCAUCAUAGCAUUAAAAAUUUCAAGAUGUUACAAAACAAGUCAUGCAAGUGUAAUGUGAGUUGUAAAAAAAAAAAAAAAGAGUUCUCAGCAGUGAAAAUAAACCUGCAAUCUUGUAAUCAGUAGUAUAAUUUUCCUUAGGUAAUUAAAUUCCUGGAGGGUGGGGGGAUAAUGAAGGUUCCAAAAAUAUGUAAUAAAAAUAUUCAAUUAAAUCUUCCAGAUUUCAGUA